UGCCCGCGCACGGCUCUCUCCGAGCUCGUCACAGUGUCCCCUCUCCGCUCAGUAUUUAUAAAGCGCCCCGGUGCGCGCAAAGGCACAAGCGUGCCUCGUCUCUGGAGAGGCAGAGCGCGCAGCUGAGACUUGGAGACGGAAUUUCUUUUCUUUCUUUCUUUUUUUUUUCUUUUUCUUUUUUCCUUUUUUGGGUGAGGAGGAGGGAUGAAAGAGCCGUGCAGCCGCUGCUGAGGAAAGGAAAAGACGCAGGAGUUUUACCCCAAGUUGACAGCAGCAGGUCGUUCUGACCGCGACCUCGUUCUCAGGGAAACAUCCCUGGGGGCACAAGCACACACCAUCACACACAGGCACCAUGCAGGAAUCGGAGCCCACAGUGUGCCAGCUGCAGCCCAACAUCAUCUCAGUGCGCCUCUUCAAGAGGAAGGUUGGUGGUCUGGGCUUUCUGGUGAAGCAGAGGGUGUCCAAGCCACCUGUCAUUGUGUCAGAUCUGAUCCGCGGCGGCGCGGCAGAGGAAUGCGGCCUGGUGCAGGUGGGUGACAUUGUGCUGGCUGUGAACAACAAGCCCCUGGUGGACCUGUCCUACGAGCGGGCCCUGGAAACGCUCAAAAAUGUGCUGCCCGAGAGCCACGCUGUGCUGAUCCUCCGCGGUCCCGAGGGCUUCACCACCCACCUGGAGACCACUCUGUCCGGGGAUGGCCGCCAGCGCACCGUGAGGAUCACACGCCCCACGUUCCCGCCCUCAAAGUCUUACGACCAGUGGUCCCCCCUCAGUGCGCUGAGCCCCGGGCAGCAGCAGCAGAUCAACAAAGAGCCCCAGCUCAGGGCCAUUGAGAACCUGUCCUCCCCGUCCAUCACUCAGUCCCUCAUGCAGAGGGGCGGCGUGCAGGGCCAGGACCCCCUGCUCCUGAGGGACGUGGGCCGCGGAGCCCUCCUGUGCAACGGGCUGGAGGAGAACAAUGAGCUCCUGAAGGAGAUCGAACCGGUGUUACGCCUCAUCAAAAACAGCAAACGGGAGAUCAAUGGAGAAGGCCAGAGGAAUGCUGGGAAAAGGGACACCGAGAUUCAAGUGGCUGGGGACCUUGGCGUGGGAAAUGGCACAUCACCUCAGCUGGCCAGAGAUAACGACAGAAUGCUGGAAAACAUGCCGGUGGUGCUCAACAAGGCUGACGCCGACAAGCCUCCAGCCCAGGGCAGGACCUCGCCCAUCAAAUCACUGCAGAACGGCAGCCCCUCCAAAUGCCCCCGCUUUAUAAAGAUCAAGAACUGGGAGACCGGCACCAUCUACAGUGACACCCUUCACCACAGCUCCAGCAAGAUGCCGCUCUGCUCUGAGAAUGUGUGCAUCGGCUCAGUGAUGAUGCCCACCCAGCACACCCGCAAGCCAGACGAGGUCACCACUAAAGAGGAGCUCCUUCCACUGGCCACCGACUUCAUAGACCAGUACUACACCUCCAUCAAAAGGUAUGGCUCUAAGGCUCACGUGGACAGACUGGAGGAAGUCACCAAGGAGAUUGAAGCUUCAGGAACUUAUCAGCUGAAAGACACUGAGCUGAUUUAUGGAGCCAAACACGCCUGGAGGAAUGCUGCUCGGUGCGUAGGAAGGAUUCAGUGGUCCAAACUGCAGGUUUUCGAUGCCAGAGACUGCACCACAGCCCAUGGAAUGUACAACUACAUCUGUAACCACAUCAAGUACGCCACCAACAAAGGCAACCUGAGGUCAGCCAUCACCAUUUUUCCUCAGAGGACGGAUGGCAAACAUGACUUUCGGGUGUGGAACAGUCAGCUCAUUCGUUAUGCAGGCUACAAACAACCUGACGGACAGAUCCUGGGAGACCCUGCCAAUGUUGAAUUCACAGAGAUCUGCAUCCAGCUUGGAUGGAAAGCCCCGAAGGGUCGUUUCGAUGUCCUGCCUCUUCUGCUACAGUCCAAUGGAAAUGACCCCGAGCUGUUUGAGAUCCCUGAAGACCUCAUUCUUGAGGUGCCCAUCACACACCCAAAAUUUGAGUGGUUUAAAGACCUGGACCUGAAGUGGUACGGCCUCCCGGCGGUUUCCAACAUGCUGCUGGAGAUCGGCGGUCUGGAGUUCACAUGCUGCCCCUUCAGCGGCUGGUACAUGGGCACAGAGAUCGGCGUGAGGGACUUCUGUGACAGCUCUCGCUACAACAUUCUGGAGGAAGUCGCAAACAAAAUGGCCUUAGACACCAGGAAGACAUCCUCCCUUUGGAAAGACCAAGCGCUCGUGGAGGUCAACAUUGCUGUACUUUACAGUUUCCAGUCAUGCAAGGUGACCAUAGUGGACCAUCACUCAGCGACAGAGUCCUUCAUGAAGCACAUGGAGAAUGAGUUUCGGGUCCGAGGCGGCUGCCCCGGUGACUGGGUGUGGAUUGUGCCUCCAAUGUCGGGAAGCGUUACGCCAGUUUUUCACCAAGAAAUGCUCAACUACAGACUCACCCCAUCAUUUGAGUACCAGUCUGAUCCGUGGAACACCCAUGUGUGGAAAGGAGUCAACGGGACACCCACAAAGAAGAGAGCCAUCGGAUUCAAGAAGCUUGCCAAGGCUGUGAAGUUUUCAGCGAAGCUCAUGGGCCAAGCCAUGGCCAAGAGGGUUAAAGCCACCAUACUGUUUGCCACAGAAACGGGCAAAUCUCAAGAUUACGCUAAAACACUCUGUGAAAUCUUCAAGCACGCCUUUGACCCAAAGGUCAUGGGCAUGGAUGAAUACGAUGUGGUGGAUCUGGAGCACGAGACGCUGGUUUUAGUGGUAACCAGCACAUUUGGCAACGGCGACCCACCUGAAAAUGGAGAGAAAUUUGGAGCUGCCUUAAUGGAGAUGCGUCACCCAACAUCCAACACAGAGGACAGGAAGAGCUACAAGGUCCGUUUCAACAGCGUUUCUUCAUACUCUGACACCCGCAAGUCCUCCAGCGACGAACCAGAGACAAGAAUUAACUUUGAGAGCACCGGACCUCUUGCUAAUGUCAGAUUCUCAGUGUUUGGCCUUGGCUCCAGGGCCUACCCACACUUCUGCGCCUUUGCCCACGCCGUGGACACGCUGCUCGAAGAGCUCGGGGGUGAGCGCAUCCUACGCAUGGGAGAAGGAGAUGAGCUGUGUGGCCAGGAGGAGUCGUUCAGAACAUGGGCCAAGAAAGUUUUUAAGGCCGCCUGUGACGUGUUCUGUGUUGGCGAUGAUGUGAACAUCGAGAAGGCCCACGACUCCCUGAUCAGCAACGACCGCAGCUGGAAGAAGAGCAAGUUCCGCCUGACCUAUACGGCCGAGGCCCCGGCGCUCACAGAAGCUUUAUACAAGAUUCACAAGAAGAAAGUUUAUGGUGCGAAGAUGCUUGAAUCUCAAAAUCUGCAAUCUCCCAAGUCCAAUCGCUCCACUAUAUUCGUGCGGCUCCACUCGAACAACCACGACAGCCUGAGCUACAAGCCCGGCGACCAUCUGGGCAUCUUCCCUGGCAACCACGAGGACCUGGUGACGGCUCUCAUAGACAAACUGGAGGACAGUCCGCCCGUCAAUCAAAUCGUCAAAGUGGAAUUCCUGGAGGAGAGGAACACGGCCCUAGGUGUGAUCAGUAACUGGACCAGUGAGACUCGUAUCCCUCCCUGCACCAUUUACCAGGCUUUCCAGUAUUUCUUGGACAUCACCACGCCACCCAGCCCAGUGCUGCUGCAGCAAUUUGCUGCUCUGGCAACCAACGAACAACAGAAGAAGAAGCUGGAGGUCCUCAGUAAGGGCUUGCAGGAGUACGAGGAGUGGAAGUGGUACAACAACCCCACGCUGGUGGAGGUGCUGGAGGAGUUCCCCUCCAUCCAGAUGCCCUCCACCCUGCUGCUCACCCAGCUGCCCCUGCUGCAGCCGCGCUACUACUCUAUCAGCUCCUCUCCAGACGUGCACCCAGGGGAGAUCCACCUCACGGUGGCUGUGGUCUCCUACCGCGCCAGAGACGGCGCGGGCCCCAUCCACCAUGGAGUGUGUUCAUCGUGGCUCAACAGGAUCGAGAAGGGGGAGAUGGUGCCGUGCUUUGUCCGAGGUGCCCCGUCAUUCCAGCUUCCGACAGACAACCAAGCACCUUGUAUCCUGGUGGGUCCAGGAACAGGCAUCGCCCCAUUCAGAAGCUUUUGGCAGAAGAGACUUUUUGACCUUGAGCACAAUGGGAUUGAAUCCUGCCCCAUGAUCCUGGUGUUUGGCUGUCGGCAGUCUGAGAUGGACCACAUUUACAAGGAGGAGACCAUCCAGGCCAAGAACAAAGGGGUGUUUAAGGAGCUGUACACGGCCUAUUCCCGAGAACCCGGCAAACCAAAGAAAUACGUACAAGAUGUUCUACGCGAGCAUCUGUCAGAGAAGGUGUACCAGUGCCUGAGGGAGGAGCGCGGACACAUCUACGUGUGCGGGGACGUCACAAUGGCCGGAGACGUUUUCAAGACCGUCCAGCAAAUCAUCAAGCAGCAGGGCAACAUGAGUCUGGAGGAUUCCGGCUUUUUCAUCAGCAAGCUGCGGGAUGAAAACCGCUAUCACGAGGACAUCUUUGGCGUCACCUUGCGCACCUACGAGGUGACCAACCGGCUGCGCUCCGAGUCCAUCGCCUACAUCGAAGAAAGCAAAAAAGACUCCGAUGAGGUUUUCUGCUCGUAGGUCGACGCAUCAGGGUUGCUCUCUGACAACAGCCAGUCUGGAGGACACAUGAAAAGCUGGUUAAAGAAUACUGUGCCAAUUUUUGUACUGUAAAGAAGAAAAAAAAAAAUAAGAAAAAAGGAAAAAAAAAAAGGAUUUCUUUCUUCUUUUUUGUUUUGAUACCACUUCAAUGUUUCUGUUGGGCUCUGCGAUUUUUGUCUGUAGCAAGCUGGAAAUGUUCUGUUCUCUGAGAAUCUGUUUUGCUUGUUGAUGAUACUUCCAAAAAUGACGAAUUGAUCAUUUUGAUUCAUAAUGUGUGCACCUAGUGUAAUAACCUGCCUCAUUGUGAAUGCAUGACCAAGACAAGAAUAUACUCAAGAAAUAUAUUAUACUCUGUGUUAUUGUUCAAAAGGCUUUUAUUGAGGUUUUAUAUCUGCAAAAAGAAAAAAAAAAGUGUGACAUUGAUGACAAGCUGAUAUUUUAGUAUGAAACCAGCCAGUGUCGGUUUGGGAGCUUCAGGACUGGUGGUUUGUUGUUGUUUUUAUGGGCAAAGUUAGAAGAGUUGAAUAAUGUACCGGCGUGCUGACAGGUCACCCUGAAUUAUAAAAACAUCCACCCUGUCACAGCCUCAGCGAACGUGAUCUGCAGCUCUUCACUGGCAAUCCAUCAACACGCAUCAGCCUGAGCGCCAGCGCUCUUUUUAGUGGCCUGUCCAUCCUGUCACAACAUCAUAAUCGUGUGUGUCCCAGCUGGUGUGUGCUGCUGAAGCAGCUGCCCAGGAGACAAAAAAAUAAAAGA
Molecule: messenger RNA, 5416 nt
Organism: Salarias fasciatus (jewelled blenny)
Lineage: Eukaryota; Metazoa; Chordata; Actinopteri; Blenniiformes; Blenniidae
Gene: nos1
Product: nitric oxide synthase 1 (neuronal)
Exons: 29
Coding region: 353-4639 (1428 amino acids)
Biological process (GO): nitric oxide biosynthetic process
Molecular function (GO): flavin adenine dinucleotide binding; calmodulin binding; NADP binding
Source: RefSeq, a predicted model, not a curated record